AUUUUCUUGUCAUUUUGAACACGAGCAGACGUGCUCUCGCACCGCUGCCGGAAAAAUUCCAAUAAAUGUGCAAGAAAUUCGGUGCCGAUUGCAUACGAACGAGUGCGGCACAUUUUUCACGACGCAUUCGCACCAUUUUCAAGCCCGGAUGCCUUGUAGAGAUGGUGAUAUCUUGUGAUUAAAAUUCUCCCCGUCUGAGAUGUCUCAAACAUGAAUGAAGGUAAUUCAGCAGGAGGGGGGCAUGAAGGGCUUUGCCCGGCCCCUCCUGCUGUGCCAGACCGCGUAACUCCACAUUCAACGGAAAUUUCAGUUGCAACAGCCAAAACCACAAGCACUUCAGGACAAGCAGGAGCAGGAUCAUCUGUAGCAGCCUUGCCGGCCACCCGCCAUCACCAUCACCUUGCGACCCAAGCUAAGGGAAUCGCCAGCAGCAGCAGUAGCAAACAGAAGCAACUGCCCAGUGCGCAGCUGCCUGUGCCGCUGUCGCCCUUGCCGCAACAACAACAGCAAACGACAGAGGCAACGGCAGCAGCAGCAACAAGCGCCCACUGUAAUCCAUCCACCGGACCUAGUACGACCAGCACCAUAGAAGCCUCCGUUUCGCCGCCGCAGGCCAAGCGUCAGCGUUUAGAAAAUAUUGAGGAUAGGGCCUCCAGUAUUGUUGGAACAGCCGGGAGCAGCAACAUUGUGGGCUCUCUGCUUCCAGCAUCAGUGGCCUCCAACAGUGAGGUCGGUGGGCUUUCAUCGACGGCCCUGCAGGACCUGAAUGCCCUGAAGAAGCGCAUUCUUCAGCAGAAGUUGCAGAUUUUGCGUAAUCUUAAGGAAAGGCAUCUUGAAAAUGUGUCCGAAUACUUUUAUCUACAAAACGGCGGCAGUAUGAUGGACUACCCCGCGUGGCGCAAGAAGACACCAACCCCGCAGUUCAUCAGCUAUAGCAAUGCGAAUCGUAUAGAUCAGCUGAUACACGAGGAUAAGCCGAGCACAUCAGCAGCUGCAGCUGCGGCCCAGAAUCAAGCACAGAAAUAUACCACCCAACAGGCAGCCAUUGUGGAGUCGCCAGUGGUCAGUGAGAUUAGUACUGGGACGACUGCAACAGAAACACUGGAUGUCAGCAUCAGCAAUAGUACAGUGAAAACGAAUACGCAAUCUCAAGUGCCAAGUAAGAUUGGCAGCAACACAAACACAACUCCCGCAACAACAGCAAGCACCGCGAGCAGCACUGCCUUAGGAGCAGCUGCAAGUGCCCCCGCAUCCACCACAACUGGGAAUUCGGUUGAGGCGAGUAGUAAUGUCCUGCCACUGGAGGCGGAAAUCAAAAUCCCAUCUGUUGGAGCUACUCCGGUGGCCAUUUCGACUAAGCUACCUGCUGCAGUUGUCCAGCUAACGCAACAAGGUCACAUACCCGGUAGACCUUUAGGAGGUCGUCACGGUAUGGUCUUCGGUCAAAUACCCGCUCCUCCUGCUGCCGUAGGAAAUCCUUCUGUACCUUUGGUGCCAGGUGGCACUCCGCUGUUACCGUGCAGUACAUCCGUGGGAUCAACUGCGCUGAGGCGCCCACAAGGUCAGAACAAUGCCGCAAGCGGAUCAUCCUCGGCAUCUGGAGGAGGCGGAAGCGGUACACCCACACCUCUAUACACCGGCAAUGGCCCUGCGGCGUUGGGCGGCAGUGGAGCCCUCACGCCCGGCACUCCCACCUCUGGCAGCCUGCUCAGCCCCGCUUUGGCUGGUGGCUCUGGUACGCCGAAUAGUGCAGCGCAGGAGUUCUCGUUUAAGGCCAAGCAGGAAGUGUACGUGAUGCAGCGUAUAUCGGAACUACAGCGAGAGGGAUUAUGGACUGAGCGGCGACUGCCCAAGCUGCAGGAGCCCAGCCGCCCCAAGGCGCACUGGGACUACCUCCUCGAAGAGAUGGUUUGGCUGGCGGCCGACUUUGCACAGGAGCGAAAGUGGAAGAAAAAUGCGGCCAAGAAGUGCGCUAAGAUGGUGCAGAAGUAUUUCCAGGAUAAGGCGACUGCUGCCCAGCGGGCGGAAAAGGCUCAGGAACUGCAGUUAAAGCGCGUCGCCUCAUUUAUUGCCCGCGAAGUGAAGAGCUUUUGGUCGAAUGUCGAGAAGCUGGUCGAGUACAAGCACCAAACUAAGAUUGAGGAAAAACGCAAACAGGCUCUGGACCAGCACCUUAGCUUUAUUGUCGACCAGACGGAAAAGUUUUCACAGCAACUGGCCGAGGGAAUGAACAAGAGUGUGGCGGACACGCCCAGUCUGAAUUCUAGCCGCCUUACAUCGCCAAAACGGGAAUCUGAUGAUGACUUCCGACCUGAGUCUGGUUCCGAAGACGAUGAGGAGACCAUCGCCAAGGCCGAAGAAGAAGCAGCCGAUGUUAAAGAGGAGGUGACAGCGCUGGCCAAGGAGUCUGAAAUGGACUUUGAUGAUUUUCUCAAUGAUUUACCGCCUGGCUAUCUAGAGAAUCGUGAUAAGCUUAUGAAAGAGGAGCAGAGUGCGACGAUAAAGAGCGAAACUCCUGAUGAUAGCGAUGAUAGUGAGUUCGAGGCAAAGGAAGCCAGCGACGAUGACGAGAAUACCAUCAGCAAACAGGAAGAAGCCGAACAGGAGGUAGAUCACAAAAAGGAAAUCGAUGAAUUGGAGGCGGACAAUGAUCUGUCAGUGGAGCAGUUGCUGGCGAAAUACAAGUCAGCUAGAGUUAGUGACCAGCCUCCUAGUCCGAAGCGACGCAAGCUGGCACCGCGUGAUGCUGCACUGGAUUCUGAUGAUGACUCGACUGCUGUUGAUGAUUCCACCGACGAAAGUGAAGAGGAGGCCACUGAGGAUGAAGAAGAUCUAUCCACUAUUAAAACUGAUACGGAUAUGGAGGAGCAGGAGGAAGCAGAAGACGGCCUUAAAAGCUUGCUGACGGAUGGCGAUGCACCUGGUGGAGCUGUUGGCAGCGGAAGUGCCGCAGAAGGAAGCGGUAACAAGGAUGAUAUGCUUAAUAAUGCCGCCGCUUUAGCCGAAAGCCUCCAGCCGAAGGGUAACACCUUAUCCUCCACCAAUGUGGUUACCCCGGUGCCCUUCCUGCUAAAGCACUCGCUACGUGAGUACCAGCACAUUGGACUCGAUUGGCUGGUCACAAUGAACGAACGCAAACUUAACGGCAUCCUGGCUGACGAGAUGGGUCUGGGCAAGACCAUUCAAACCAUCGCUCUAUUAGCCCACCUUGCAUGCAAGGGUAACUGGGGGCCCCACCUUAUUGUGGUACCAUCGUCUGUGAUGCUCAACUGGGAAAUGGAGUUCAAGAAGUGGUGUCCCGGCUUCAAAAUACUCACCUACUACGGCACCCAAAAGGAGCGCAAGCUAAAGCGCGUAGGUUGGACAAAGCCAAAUGCUUUCCAUGUGUGCAUAACGUCCUACAAGCUGGUAGUGCAAGAUCAACAGAGCUUCCGUCGUAAAAAAUGGAAGUACCUCAUUUUGGACGAGGCGCAAAACAUCAAGAACUUCAAGUCUCAACGUUGGCAACUGCUACUUAACUUUUCCACAGAGAGACGGCUGUUGUUGACUGGAACACCAUUGCAGAACGACCUGAUGGAGCUGUGGUCCUUAAUGCACUUCCUCAUGCCAUAUGUGUUCUCAUCGCACCGCGAGUUUAAAGAGUGGUUCUCCAACCCGAUGACGGGCAUGAUUGAAGGCAACAUGGAAUAUAAUGAGACUUUAAUAUCUCGUCUGCACAAGGUGAUUCGUCCGUUCCUACUUCGACGUCUCAAGAAGGAGGUUGAAAAACAAAUGCCAAAGAAGUAUGAGCAUGUUAUCAUGUGCCGUCUUUCGAAUCGCCAGCGCUACUUGUACGACGAUUUUAUGAGUCGCGCCAAUACUCGAGAAACUCUUCAAACUGGAAACUUGUUGAGCGUGAUUAAUGUUCUGAUGCAGCUGCGAAAGGUGUGUAAUCAUCCGAACAUGUUCGAGGUUCGACCGACCAUCUCGCCAUUUCAAAUGGAGGGCAUUACAUUCCAUACGCCACGUCUUGUCUGCGACAUAAUGGAGUAUAAUCCGUUUACGCAAAUCAACCUUGAGACGGUGAAUCUGUUGUUACUGCAUCUGGAGCAAACGAUGACCGCUUACGUCUCGCACAAAUCCCGCCUGCUUGCUCCGCCUCGCAAGCUUAUCGAGGAGAUCGAUACGGCUCCCCAACCAGCACCCCGUUGUCCCAAUGGCAAAUACCGUUUUCACAUUCGGGUACGCAGUGCAGAGUUGGCCCAACGCAUCAAGCUGAACGCGGUAAAAGUAGGAGCCAGUCCUGCAAUGAGGAUGGAAGGUUCAAAGAUAGUGCCAAUGCGCAGUUUGCUACCUAGUGGGAGAGUUCUCAAACGAGUCAGUGCCUCCAUCAACCCUGUGAAUGUGGCUCUAAAACCAGUGGUCAUUAAUAGUGUGGUGACAACAGCGUCAACAACUGCAGCUUCUCCUACUGGAGCCUUAAGUGUGCUCAGCAACUCCAAGUUGCUAGGCGCGCGCUCGCAAAUAAAUGCUCCCACGCCUGCCAAAGUGGCUAAAACGAUGCAAGACGGAAAGCCAUUUUUCUACCUCACACCGGCUACGAAUUCGGGAGCAGCUGGAGCCCGCCUCACUCUGACGAGUAAAACCACAUCGUCAGCGGCCACGACGAUGUCCGGAGCAACCGGAUCUUCAGCAACUACGUCUUCCCAGCAACUAAUUAGGGAACCCAUUGUCAAAGAUCUGGCCACGCAUGUAAAAAGCACAGCACAAAAGCAAAGUAUUGCAAAUGGGAAAACGGAGCCAGAGGAAGAAACUGAGACCGAGGAUCCGUACAAAGUGCAGGAAUUGAUUCAGAUGCGCAAGGAGCAGCGGUUGGCUUCGCUAAAACGUAUGGCAAUGAUGAAUCGUCGGCGAACCGAUGCUACUCCCAUAUACGGCGAAGAUUGCCGCGGGGCUAUUCAGCGGUGUAUGCAGGCGACGAGAUCACUGAAGCGGUCAACCUGGCAGACACGUGGCUACUCUAAUUGCUGCACGGCCAUGUCGCACCGAGAUGGCUGGUCUCUGAAUCAUUUGCUGAAGAGUUUCGAAGAAAGAUGUGCAGACCUUAAGCCAUUGUUUGCCAACUUUGUAAUCUAUGUUCCUUCCGUUUGUGCGCCGCGUAUCCGUCGUUAUGUACAGAAUCUUGCAUCAACGCACUGGCAGUAUGAGCGCGAAAUUGAAAACACUGUGGGUCAGGCCUUACUGCCGAAGUUAGCUCUGCUUCAUCCAAUAAUUUCGGCAAUGACCACUCAGUUUCCGGAUCCGCGUCUAAUUCAGUACGAUUGCGGCAAGCUGCAAACAAUGGAUCGAUUGUUGCGUCAACUGAAGGUUGAGGGGCACCGUGUACUGAUAUUCACCCAAAUGACGAAGAUGUUGGAUGUUCUGGAGGCCUUUCUUAACUACCACGGUCACAUUUAUCUGCGUUUGGAUGGUUCCACGCGGGUAGAACAGCGUCAGAUCCUAAUGGAGCGUUUUAAUGGAGAUAAACGAAUCUUCUGCUUUAUUCUCUCCACGCGGUCUGGUGGAGUUGGCAUAAACUUGACUGGUGCCGAUACUGUGAUCUUUUACGACUCGGACUGGAAUCCCACUAUGGAUGCGCAAGCCCAGGACCGAUGUCAUCGAAUUGGUCAGACACGAGAUGUUCACAUCUACCGACUUGUCUCCGAAAGAUCCAUAGAGGUAAACAUCCUCAAAAAGGCAAACCAGAAACGAAUGCUUAGCGACAUGGCCAUCGAAGGUGGUAACUUUACCACCACAUACUUCAAGAGUUCUACCAUCAAGGAUCUUUUUACUAUGGAACAGAACGAGCAAGACGAUACUAGCCAGGAAAAAUCAGAGGAUAAGGAUAAAAUUGUGGCUACGACAACGCUUCUGGAUUCGUCGACGACGGUCGUUGAUACAGAGAAACAAUCACUGCGCGCCUUUGAGCACGCCUUGGCAGCCGCCGAGGACGAACAGGAUGUCCAAGCUACGAAGACAGCCAAAGCAGAAGUGGCCGCAGAUUUGGCGGAGUUCGACGAGAACAUUCCCAUUGCAACUGAUGAUGCUAAUGCGGAAGGAGGAGCUCAAGUUGAGCUCAGUAAGGCCGAUCUGGAGAUGCAGAACUUGGUGAAACAGCUCUCUCCCAUCGAGCGUUACGCCAUGCGCUUCGUAGAAGCUACUGGAGCAGCGUGGACAGCGGAACAGUUGCGAGCCGCGGAGGCGGAGUUGGAGGCACAGAAACGAGAAUGGGAGGCCAAUCGGUUGGAGGCCAUGCACAAGGAGGAGGAGCUGCUUAAGCAAGAAACGGAAGCCGAGGAGAUGCUCACCUACAGUCGCAAGGAUUCGAGUAAUCAGGUCUGGAUAUCGCGCAACACCAUGGAACAGAUGCCGAUGUGGUGUCCUCCCACGCCGCCGCAGGAUAACGAUAAUGAUAUCUAUAUUGACUAUUCGUUGUCGUUCAUGUACGAGCUGGAACCCAUUGCAGAGAUGGAUUUGCCUCCAGUUUACGUGCGCAAAGAUCACAAGCGUUCGCGCACCGAUGCUGGUUACGAUGGAAGCAGAAGGCCUAAUAAGAUGCGCCGGGAAGAUAACUAUGUGCCUCCCAGAUCGCUUUUUGAUCGACCGACACCACAACUGGCACGUCUGCGGCGCGAACUGAAGAGUCAGCGAUUCCGUGGAAGUUUUAAACCAAACUCUCCGAUUCCAGGGCUGAAACCUCAGCUUCCGACUAAACCUCUUACAGAACCGGAGGCCAUGGCAGAGUGGUGUGUCUUUGAGGAUAUGGCCAUUCUUCACGUGCUGGUGAAUCUACAAGGAUUGCCUUGUAGCCUGAUGCUCCUCUCUCCUGGGCAGACGCCUAACUGGGAUCUUGUCUCUGAGAUGGUUAACUUCUGCUCAAAGACGUACCGUUCGGCGCGUCAAUGUCGCUGGAGAUACGAGACUCAUAUUCAGCCGCGAGAAGAAGGCAAGGUGGUGGAGAGUCCGAAGAAGCAGAAAAAACUUAAACCCACUCUGCGAACUGAUUACCUGAAGAGUCCACUGCGGUAUUUGCGUACCACCCAGCUCUACGUAAGCGAUAACAACGCUUCUUUUUAUAAGACGAUGCGCUCGCGCUUCGAUAGCAUCAAGACGGCUUACCUAAAGAAGGCCCCGCCUCCAAAGCGCCAGUUUACUGCUCCCAGCCUGAUGAAUCCCAAACACAUGGAGGUUUUGCAAGAGUUCGGCAUUCAAAACUAUGAUCAGCCUGUGCCGCCGCAGAAUAUUGCGGCGAUGAAGGCGAAUAAGAUCAGGGAAAAGCAGCGAGGACAGCAGAUGUCACAACCUUCCGUUGGCGUAGCAGUUGUCCAGCAAGUGCAACAGCAAGCCCCACAGCAACAACAGCCUGCACCACCUCCGCCGCAGCAACAGCAACCGCAACAAGUGGUCCAGCAGGUGCAACAGCAACAGCAGCAGCAGGUGGUGCAGCAACAAUUGCCAACUGUUCCUACCGUUCAGCAGACUCUGCCUGUACAACAAACAGUGGAGCUAGUGCAACAGCAACCCAGCACCACAACAACGGUGGCUGUUCCAGCCGCUGGUCAACUGCAACAACUACAGAUCCAGCACUUGACCAGUUCGAAUGUCUCACCCGGUCAGCAAACGGCCAUCCUUCUCCAUCAACCACAGCAGCAGUUACGUACACAUCCUGGUCAGUCAGGACAAACUACCACCCAACAACUGGUCAAGACCAUUGUGGGCACGUCUUCCAGUCUGACGGCAGGUCAGUUACAACAGCUGGCUCAACAGUCGGUGGCUGCUUCGGGCGGUCAGUCCAGUGUGAGUGUUGUACUAACCACUCCAGUCCAGACUCUUCCGGCAGUGGUGCAACCCCAGAUCGGCUCAGGUGCCCAGAUAGUAUCUAUCUCGUCACAGACGCUGCCGGUGAACAGUUCUCCACAGUUGGGCAGCAUUGUGCAGACCCAGUCGCUGCCUCAGGUGGUUUCCGUUAGCACUCUGCCCACCGUGAGUACUGUGCUGACCACUACUGCCAGUCAGCAGCAACAGCAGCACCAGACCGCAGCUGUAACCACACUAAACACUGCCAUGCUGCGUGGCCAGCGGAUUGUGUCGACAGCUGCAGGAAAUACCCUACAACAGCGCACCGCAGCCGGUAGUCAGUCUAUGCAGAAUUUGGGACAAGGCGUGAGUCCGGCGCAAUUUCAGACUCAUCUCCGUUUGGCAGCUGUUCCCACAUCUCCGGCCACUCAGACCACCCAGCUGGUAACCACAAAGGGUAUUCCGGUUAGCGCAUUACAGCAGGGAGGAAAGACUACGGUGAUACCUGGGACUCAGCAAUCCGGAGGGGCACACAUCCAGCUCUACCGACAGCGCAGCCUAAAGGUGCUGCAAACAGCCACUCAGGCUGUCGCCGGUGGAUCAGCUGGUGGUACUCCAGGAGCCACUGCUAAUCUUCUGCAAGCUGGUGGUACAAUAAUUCAGGCUAGCAGCAUGGGCACUCACGUGACCAGCCAAAAAGUGGCUGUGUCAGGAAUGCCGGGAACAUCCGCCACUGUGCAGGCGGGUAAUGUGACCAGGACACAAUUAAUCAAGCAUAUGGCGGCCGGGAAGCAGCAACUGCAGCGCCAAGUGGUGUCCGCAGACGGAACUACCACCACUGCAGGAACUGGAGAUAUGUUAUUAGUUAAGCGACAUAAUAUUCUUGCCGCCCAAAAGGCGCAACAGAACUCUGGAGCGCUAUUUACUACUACCAGUGCUCAGCAGCAGCAACAGCAGGGUCAACUCCCUGUGGCCGGGCAGCCUCAGCAGGUUACUCAGCAGCAGAUCGCUUCUCUGGUUAAAGCUUCUACGGCGGCAGCAGCCAGCGGAAGCAGUGUCAAUGCUGGCGGAGUAACUGUAUCGGCCACCAAUCCAACUGUCCAGGCGGGAAGCGUGAAUAUGACCCUUCCCCAGCUCAAGCCAGGCAGUCAGAUCAAGGUAACAAUGCCCAACCAGAUGCGUCAUCUUCAAAUGCAACAACAGCUGACAAUGCCGCGAAAGAUUAGCCGGAUGACGCAGCUGGUCAGUGCCAGUGGUCAGCCCACGGCAACUAAUAUAGUGACGACCACUGGUCCCCAGCAGCAACAGCAGCAGGGAGUCACUGUAUCUGGCGGCACUUUGCCCACAGUAGCUGGCCAGCAGCAGCAACAACAACAUCAGAAAGUGGGUGGAAAUAGUGUCCAGGCGCAAUUGUUGCACAUCCAGAAUACCAAGGCACUGCCGAAUUCGGUGACCGUACAGCAGAUCCAGCAGGUGAUGCGCAGUGGUCAGCAGGGCACAUUGGCCACCACCAAUCUGGUAUUGGGUAAGACAAGCGUUGGACGGGUGAUUCCCGUGUCGGUGGCUUCGCAGGCAAAUCAACGUCAGACAAUUCAGGUUGUUUCGGCUGCCUCCGCACAAGCGUUGGCUGCAGGAAAUCUCCGCACCCAUGUCGCUGGUCCAAGCAUCGCCAGUGCGCUGAAAGUGGCCGCCUCCGGAGGAGCUGCAGGCCAGACAACGCAGCAGACCCUGAUUGCUGCACUGCAGCACAAUCAACGACAGAACGCUAGUCCUGUCCGAUUGCAGGCCACCGCCGGUGGCAAUCUCCUGGCAGUUGUACAGCAGCAACAGCAGCAGCAGCACACGAACAUUGCAGGACCUACUGCUGGACCGGCGGAGGUGAUGACGAUCACACAGACGACCACGACAUUGCCCACGGUGGGCAGCUUGCAGCAGCAGCAGCAACAAGGUGGAAUAUCGCAGCCUACAACGCAACAGGUACGCAAGCUGGUGCAGAAAAAGAUCCUGAUACGAAGCGAGAAAGAAUAACGCUCGAGCAGGACCGCCAGACCACGUCACCGGCGGAGCAUCUCGAGCAUCAUCUCCACUGCCACCUACAACACACCAAUUCAGAUUCAAACCCCACAACCACCACAAAAUCAAACACCUUCAACUCAGUCAAAAGCCAAUCAAUCAGAUCCUUUCGAAUUUAAAGAUCGAACAAAUCUCAAUAGCUCAUCCCUCGCCGAUCCUCAUGCAUUCAAUCAGUCAGCCAGUCAAUCAGCCAGCCAUUGCUAAAUUGAUCUCAAUUUCUGUCGAUUGGUUUUGCAGCCAUGAGCGAAUGGCGGUCGUUACGAUCCGAUCUAACCGCUUUGGAGGAUGGUGAGCUGAAGGUGAGACGCUGAAGAUGACGAAGAAGAUCGCUUCAAUCAGCAGAAUCCGCCGUAUUACUAAUCUUACUGAUCCAUAGAUAUACCUUUUAGCUUAAGUGGCAUGUAACUGUAAUCUAUUCAAGUACGAUCCUAUAUUUACCGAAGUGAAGAGUGCCUAGAUCGUAGGCUAACUGCUUUAAAAUCAAUUUGUAAAUCGUAGUUAAGGUCUCAGCCCUAUAUUCCCAUAUAGCAUUAUGUACAUUCGUAAAUCUAAUGCAGAUCUAUCCGAUACUACAUAAAUACCCUUUAAUAUACAUAUACCUAUAAUCAGUUAGUUUUUAUUCAGAAAUAACGUAUGGCCUAGUAUUAUGAUUAAACGCAAAUAAAGAAAAUAUGUAAAAACCAAAA
This is a messenger RNA of Drosophila eugracilis, 10574 nucleotides long. It is a transcript of the gene dom, whose product is annotated as helicase domino. NCBI's taxonomy places the organism in Eukaryota, Metazoa, Arthropoda, Insecta, Diptera, Drosophilidae. The record is from RefSeq and is a predicted model, not a curated record. Gene Ontology annotation, molecular function: histone binding; ATP binding; ATP-dependent chromatin remodeler activity. Gene Ontology annotation, cellular component: Swr1 complex.